CGCCGCGCGGACAAAAAUGAUGAUGGGAAGCUGUCCUUGGAGGAAUUCCAGCUCUUCUUUGCAGAUGGCGUCCUCAGCGAGAAAGAACUCGAGGAUCUCUUUGACACGAUCGAUUCUGACAACACCAACCACGUGGACACCAAGGAGCUGUGUGAUUACUUCGUGGACCACAUGGGGGACUAUGAGGAUGUCUUGGCCUCCCUGGAGACCCUCAAUCACUCUGUCCUGAAGGCCAUGGGCUACACCAAGAAGGUGUACGAGGGCGGGAGCAACGUGGACCAGUUUGUGACCCGGUUCCUCCUGAAGGAGACGGCCACCCAAAUCCAGUCGCUGCUGAGCUCCGUGGAGAGCGCGGUGGAGGCCAUCGAGGAGCAGACCAGCCAGAUCCGGCAGAACCACAGCAAACCCAGCCACGGCGCGGCGGAGACCUGGUAUGGAAGCCCCGCUCCCCCCUACGCCGCCAACCACAAGCUCAUGGCCACGGAACAGGGGAAGAGCCUUCCGUCUGUCACCCAGGACUCACGGGAGGAGGGCCUGGAAGCCCAGAUCAGCCGGCUGGCAGAGCUGAUUGGCAGGCUGGAGAACAAGGCACUGUGGUUUGACCUGCAGCAGCGCCUCUCGGACGACGAGGGCACCAACAUGCACCUGCAGCUGGUCCGGCAGGAGAUGGCCGUGUGCCCCGAGCAGCUGAGCGAGUUCCUGGACUCCCUGCGCCAGUACCUGCGGGGCACGGCCGGAGCGAGGAACUGCUUCCACAUUGCCGCCGUGAGGCUGUCGGACGGCUGCACCUUCGUCAUCUACGAGUUCUGGGAGACAGAGGAGGAGUGGAAGAGGCACCUGCAGAGCCCCGUGUGCAAAGCGUUCCGGCACGUCAAGGUGGACACGCUGAGCCAGCCCGAGGCCCUCUCCAGGAUCUCGGUGCCAGCCGUGUGGUGCACAGUGGGCCGAGACUGACCACCUCCCCGAGGCCUGCGUCCGCCCCCUCCUUGUAAAGGACGUCCCCUUUUCUAGAAACUUUGGUACACGAGCUGUCUUCUCAACACGAAUGUAUUUCCCUGCUGUUUGAAGUGAAGGAGGAACCCC
Messenger RNA from Propithecus coquereli (Coquerel's sifaka), 1083 nucleotides. RefSeq names its product N-terminal EF-hand calcium binding protein 2 (gene NECAB2). NCBI's taxonomy places the organism in Eukaryota, Metazoa, Chordata, Mammalia, Primates, Indriidae. The coding region runs from base 172 to 954 and encodes 260 amino acids. Gene Ontology annotation, cellular component: cytoplasm. Gene Ontology annotation, biological process: regulation of amyloid precursor protein biosynthetic process. The transcript has 12 exons. The record is from RefSeq and is a predicted model, not a curated record.